CGUAUAGGAGGCACUUAAAUUAGGUUAGACGUAAGUGACUUUGUUACUGACACAGCCCCGAGGAAGCCUUUCUUUGAGCCAGUCUCAGAAAUGCUUCCAGCCCUUGCGCGCACAGCGCGCCACCAUGGCCUUUUCACUAAGGUCGGCGUUCGGGGGUUCGCCAGCCAGGUCUCCGAGAUGACUGUGCGUGACGCUCUGAACUCGGCUCUCGAUGAGGAGCUGGCUCGCGACGACAAGGUCUAUGUGCUCGGCGAGGAGGUUGGCGAGUAUCAGGGCGCUUACAAGAUCACGAGAGGUCUGCUCCAAAAGUAUGGGCCGGACCGCGUGAAGGACACGCCCAUCACUGAGGCGGGUUUCACGGGUAUCGCGGUGGGCUCUGCUUUCGCGGGCCUGCGCCCCGUGUGCGAGUUCAUGACCUGGAACUUCGCAAUGCAAGCCAUCGACCAAAUUAUCAACUCGGCGGCAAAGACGCUGUACAUGUCGGCGGGCCAGAUUAACUGCCCCAUCGUGUUCCGCGGGCCCAAUGGUGCUGCGGCGGGUGUGGCAGCGCAGCACUCCCAGUGCUUCGCCUCGUGGUACAGCUCUGUACCCGGCCUUAAGGUGCUGGCGCCAUACGACUCGGAGGACGCACGUGGCCUGAUGAAGGCCGCCAUCCGGGACCCCGACCCGGUGGUGUUUCUGGAGAAUGAGAUCCUGUACGGCCAGGCCUUCCCCGUAACGCCGCAGGUGCUGGACAAGGACUUCGUGCUGCCCAUUGGCAAGGCCAAGGUGAUGCGGGAAGGCAAGCACGUGACGCUGGUGUCGUUCUCCAAGAUGGUGGGCUACUGCCUCAAGGCAGCGGAGCAGCUGGCCAAGGAGGGCAUCGACUGCGAGGUAAUCAACCUGCGCUCCAUCAAGCCGCUGGACCGCGACACGCUUCUGGCCAGUGUGAAGAAGACGCACAAGAUUAUCAGCGUGGAGGAGGGGUGGCCGCAGUGCGGCGUGGGCAGCGAGAUUAGCGCCGUCAUGAUGGAGCUGGCCUUCGAUGAGCUGGACGCGCCGGUGCUGCGCGUCACCGGCGCGGAGGUGCCCAUGCCCUACGCCGCCAACCUGGAGGCCGCGGCGCUUCCCCAGAUUGAUGACAUCAUCAAGGCCGUGAAGAGCAUUGCAUGAGCGGUGUGACACUGGCAGCGGAUACGGAGCGGCGGUGGCGGCGGCAGGUGUACUGCCUGUAGCGAGUCUGGAGCAGCAACCUAGGCUGGCAAGAGGUCACAGGGCUGUGGGGUUGUGAAGGAGCCCGACGAAGGAAGAGGCAUGAGCCAAGGUGUCGACCGCGUCGGGCGGGCUUAUGGGUAAGAAUGGAACGGUUUUUAUGCAAUCAUUGCUGAGAUGAGGGCGGAUAGCCCUCAGCCGGCGGCGACAUGGGAAGCACCGUAGCACGAUGCUACAUGCAAGUUGAGGCGAACGCACGGCCAGCGGGUGACGUCAGGUUGGCCGAACCUGGCGUGUAGGCGGACUAAGCUUCCAAGAGAACGUGCAAUAGGAGACACCCACUGUGUAUGGGUGUUUGUACGUCAGUUACAUGCUGCGGACGUAGCCAGUUGAGUUUGGAGGCCAUGUAUGCCAGGGCGGAACGACAGAACGGAAGGCAUUGAAACGGGCGCGGUAUGCACGUGACCGAAGUGUAAAAGUCUGUUAUU
Messenger RNA from Chlamydomonas reinhardtii, 1679 nucleotides. RefSeq lists its product as uncharacterized. The record is from RefSeq and is a predicted model, not a curated record. The transcript is spliced from 11 exons. Bases 91 to 1152 code for a protein of 353 amino acids. Gene Ontology annotation, molecular function: pyruvate dehydrogenase (acetyl-transferring) activity. Gene Ontology annotation, biological process: pyruvate decarboxylation to acetyl-CoA. Lineage: Eukaryota; Viridiplantae; Chlorophyta; Chlorophyceae; Chlamydomonadales; Chlamydomonadaceae.